UGUUUCAUGUCCAGUGUGUGUGUGUGUAUAGACUGCAUCAGUGGUAUGCUAGACGUGCUGGUUUCAUUCACUGUUUACUGUAGUCUAAUUUUGUCGAAUAAAGCCAUGUUAUUGGUAUUCUAGUCGUUAUCAUUUCAUUACAAUUUAUUCGACAAAAUUAGACUACAGUAAACAGUGAAUGAAACCAGCACGUCUAGCAUACCACUGAUGCAGUCGCACGAUGAGAAUAUGCAAAGAUUUCUAGAUGCUUCUAGAAAGUAUGGGAUCACAUUUAAUGAAGACAAAGUUUGCCUAUUGGGAUACGAAAUUUCUAAAGGCCUACUCAAGCCAGACCCUGAAAGAUUCCAGGCGUUAAGAAACCUUCCUCCCCCUCAUGAUAUGCGCUCACAAAAACGGAUCGUGGGCAUGUUGGCGUACUACUCACAGUGGAUCCCAAAUUUUUCUAACAAAAUAAAUGUUUUGGCAAAUAACACGUCGUUCCCUCUUUCAGAAACAGUAAAGACAGCCCUUAACGAAUUAAAGCAGGAGCUGGAGAAAGCUGCCAUCUUUACCAUCGACUAUACUCGACCUCUGACGGUUGAAACAGACGCUUCGGAUGUUGCAGUAGCUGCCACCCUCAACCAGGAUGGCCGCCCCGUGGCGUUCUUUUCAAGAACACUCUCGAAAAGUGAAAGGCGGCACUCAGCUAUAGAAAAAGAAGCUUAUGCCAUUGUAGAAUCUUUAAGGAAAUGGCACCACUACUUAGUAGGAAAUCGCUUUACCCUUGUCACGGAUCAACGCUCUGUGGCAUUCAUGUAUGACAAACAGAGCAAAGGGAAAAUAAAGAAUGAGAAAAUUCAAAGGUGGAGACUGGAACUGAGCUGUUUCCACUACGAUGUCUUGUAUAGACCAGGCAAACACAAUGUAGCGGCAGAUACGUUUUCUAGAAACGGGUGUGUGUCAGCUAUGAGUCGAAAUGAAUUGAAACUGCUCCAUGACUCUCUGUGUCAUCCGGGAGUAACAAGACUAUGGCAUUUAGUGCGAGCGAAAAACUUACCUUUCUCUUGUGAAGAUGUUAGGCUGGUUGUCAACCAGUGCAGAAUCUGUGCCGAAGUAAAACCCAGAUAUUUCAGUAAUUCUAAUGGAACUCUAAUUAAGGCGAUGCAACCUUUCCAGAGACUAAGUAUGGACUUCAAAGGACCGCUCCCUUCUACAUCUCGGAACACAUACCUGCUAACUAUAGUUGACGAAUUUUCAAGAUUCCCGUUUGCAUACGCCUGUUCUGAUAUGUCGGCUUCUACAGUAAUCAGAUGUCUAGAUAAUUUAUUUGGACUAUUCGGAAUGCCUGACUAUGUACACUCUGAUAGAGGUACCUCAUUCAUGUCAAGAGAGGUGCAGGAAUUUUUACACGAGAGAGGGGUGGCCACAAGCAGGACGACCCCUUAUAAUCCCAGAGGAAACUCUCAAGUAGAAAGGCUAAACGGGUCAUUAUGGAAAGCUAUAACUCUGGCCUUAAAAACUCAAGGACUCCCGGUUUCCAAAUGGGAGCAGGCGUUAAACCAAGCCCUGCACUCUCUUCGUUCUCUGCUCUGUACCGCUACAAACGAGACACCUCACGAGAGAAUAUUCAAGUUCUAUCGCAGGUCCACCUUCGGCAAAUCACUCCCGACAUGGUUAGCUCAACCAGGAAAAGUGUUGUUAAAAAAGGGAGUCCGUGCAUCAAAAUAUGACGAUGGUACAAUAGCUGUGGACUUAAUCACAUGCAACCCACAGUAUGCCAUUGUAAGACUUCCUGAUGGAAGAGAAGAAACAGUGUCAUUACGACAUUUGGCCCCCGCUCCAAGAGAGGGAGAAUCAGAGGUGUAUCAACAUAUGGAACAUGAAGAUUUUGAGCCGGAGACAAACCCUAUCACACAGAUGCAGGUGCCUACUGACCAUGUGACUAUGGAACCAAUGGCUGCUCCUAACACUCAUGUACAACAAGGGGGAAAUGGACAUCAAGAAGAAGUAAAUGCAGGGGCUGAGUCUCCUGUUAGAGAGCCGCCGAUGUCACCAACUCCAAGCGACGGCAGUAUUGGUCCUGAUAGAUAUAACCUAAGACCAAGAACAAGCAGACCUAAUUAUAAGGUCUAA
This is a messenger RNA of Biomphalaria glabrata, 2112 nucleotides long. RefSeq lists its product as uncharacterized. Lineage: Eukaryota; Metazoa; Mollusca; Gastropoda; Planorbidae. Gene Ontology annotation, biological process: DNA integration. The transcript has a single exon. The record is from RefSeq and is a predicted model, not a curated record. Gene Ontology annotation, molecular function: nucleic acid binding. Bases 208 to 2112 code for a protein of 634 amino acids.